AUGACUGAAGUACACGCAUUCUGUCGCAACCAAGAAAAGCUGGAGCGCCUUGUUCCGCGAGUUAUAUCCGAUGCUCGCGUGAAGGUCUUUGUAGGGGGCAUUGGUGACACUGAAACUCUGGCAGCAUGUUUACAUGGCUGCAACGCCGUGUUUCUGUGCAUUACAACAAACGACAACGUUCCCGGCUGUCGCGUGGCGCAGGACACGGCAUUGGGUGUCGUCAAAGUGCUGGAAAGAUCCCGGGCAGACGGCUUCUUGCCGAUGCCAAAACUAGUUCUGCUAUCUUCGGCAACCAUUGAUGAUGUUCUCUCUCGCAACACGCCUUGGGUACUCCGAAGUAUCUUGCUCAAGUCGGCAUCACAUGUGUACGAAGACCUGCGCAAAACGGAAAUACUCCUUCGUGCGGAGCAGGACUGGCUGACCACGAUUUUUAUCAAACCCGGCGCACUAUCGGUUGAUAUUCAGCGUGGCCAUGCUUUGAGUCUGACGGAUGAAGACAGCCCAGUCUCGUACCUUGAUCUAGCAGCUGCCAUGAUUGAAGCCGUCAACGAUCCCCAGGGGAGAUACGAUAUGCGAAAUUGGGGCUACUGA
Pestalotiopsis fici W106-1 is the source of this 591-nucleotide messenger RNA. RefSeq lists its product as uncharacterized. The coding region runs from base 1 to 591 and encodes 196 amino acids. NCBI's taxonomy places the organism in Eukaryota, Fungi, Ascomycota, Sordariomycetes, Amphisphaeriales, Sporocadaceae. The record is from RefSeq and is a predicted model, not a curated record. The transcript has 2 exons.